This is a messenger RNA of Metarhizium brunneum ARSEF 3297, 1470 nucleotides long. RefSeq names its product Delta(14)-sterol reductase (gene ERG24). Gene Ontology annotation, biological process: ergosterol biosynthetic process. Gene Ontology annotation, molecular function: Delta14-sterol reductase activity. The record is from RefSeq and is a predicted model, not a curated record. Gene Ontology annotation, cellular component: endoplasmic reticulum membrane. NCBI's taxonomy places the organism in Eukaryota, Fungi, Ascomycota, Sordariomycetes, Hypocreales, Clavicipitaceae.
AUGUCCUCAUCAAAAACUGCGGCCAAGUCUGCACCUCCGGCUAAGCACGGAUACGAGUUCUUCGGCCCUCCCGGCGCCUUUGGCAUCUCGUUUGGUCUACCCAUCCUCGUCUACGUCUUCACUUUCGUGUGCAACGACAUAUCCGGAUGCCCUGCGCCAUCGCUGCUAGGUCCGCGCCCCUUGUCACUAGAGCAGUUGAAGAUUGAAGUCGGUUGGCCACAGAAUGGAAUAUGGGGUCUCGCCAGCUGGGAAGCGACUGGUGCAGUUCUUGCCUACUACUUGCUGAACCUCAUUUUGUACCGCGUUUUGCCUGCGACCGAGGUAGACGGGACCGUCUUGAGCUCCGGCGGCCGUCUCAAGUACCGAUUCAACACGUUCUACUCCAACACGGCUACUUUGGCAGCCCUCGCAGCCGGAACUGUUGCUCAAGGCGUCGAAUUCCCCGUUUGGGUCUUUAUCAGCGAGAACUACCUCCAGAUUCUGACGGCAAAUAUCGGGAUUUCCUAUGCAAUCGCCACUUUUGUGUACGUCCGCAGCUUCAGCGUCAAACCUGGAAACACGCAAUUUCGCGAGCUUGCAGCCGGCGGCUGCACUGGCAACCUGCUCUAUGACUGGUUCAUUGGCCGCGAGCUCAACCCUCGCGUCACAAUCCCCUUGAUUGGAGAAGUUGACCUCAAGGAGUGGUGCGAGCUGAGACCUGGUAUGAUGGGCUGGAUCAUCCUUAACUGCGCUUGGUGUGCUCAGCAGUACCGCAACUUUGGCUUCGUCACCGACAGCAUCAUCUGCAUCACGAUUGUGCAGGCCCUCUACAUAAUAGAUUCGUGGUGGUUUGAGCCUGCUAUUCUAACAACUAUGGACAUCACGACUGACGGUUUUGGCAUGAUGCUUGCCUUUGGCGACCUUGUCUGGGUGCCCUUUGUCUACUCCAUGCAAACUCGAUACCUCUCCGUGCAUCCUCUGUCGCUUGGUCCCGCCGGCCUCGCAGGUACCCUUUCCCUCAUCAGCCUUGGCUUCUACAUCUUCCGCUCCGCCAACAGCCAGAAGAACACUUUCCGCACAAACCCCAAUGACCCCAGUGUCGCUCACCUGAAGUACAUUGAGACCAACACGGGCAGCAAGCUUCUAAUCACAGGCUGGUGGGGAAUCGCUCGUCACAUCAACUAUCUUGGCGAUUGGAUCCAGUCUUGGCCAUACAGUCUCCCCACCGGACUUGCUGGCUACCAGAUUAUGGCUGCUGGCGCAGGCGCCGCCGGCCAAGGCGCGUACAUCAUGAAGGACGGCCGGGAGGUUAUUCAGGGCAAUGCGCGAGGCUGGGCUGUCCCCAUUACCUACUUCUACAUUGUAUACUUUGCCGUGCUGCUUAUUCAUCGUGAGCGUCGCGACGACGAGAAGUGCCAUCGCAAGUACGGUGAGGACUGGGAUAAAUACAAGAAGAUUGUGCGUUGGAGAAUCAUCCCUGGUAUUUAUUAG